This is a messenger RNA of Brassica oleracea var. oleracea, 1616 nucleotides long. RefSeq lists its product as uncharacterized. The transcript is spliced from 9 exons. Gene Ontology annotation, molecular function: protein-arginine omega-N symmetric methyltransferase activity; proton-transporting ATPase activity, rotational mechanism. Bases 1 to 771 code for a protein of 256 amino acids. Lineage: Eukaryota; Viridiplantae; Streptophyta; Magnoliopsida; Brassicales; Brassicaceae. The record is from RefSeq and is a predicted model, not a curated record. Gene Ontology annotation, biological process: proton transmembrane transport; mitochondrial respiratory chain complex I assembly. Gene Ontology annotation, cellular component: mitochondrion; proton-transporting V-type ATPase, V0 domain.
AUGUCGGGAUUUCGCCAUGCCGGUGUGUCCAAGAUCGGCGUUAGAUCCAUCACCUGUUACCGCCAGAUCCGCCGCCUACGGAGUUGUCCCGCGGCCUUAAACGCUGGACCGAAGAGAAACAAACGAGAGGGAACCGCCAUCCCUCACCGCAGAUCCGUCGACACCAUCUCCGUCCAGCUACGACCUCUGAACUUCAUCACUGAAUCUGAAACGUGGAUCUCCCAGAUUCCUUUUAUCUCGGGUACAUCAAAGUUUAGAAAUUUAACGGAGUCAUUGCAUAUACACUUGGUGGAGUGCAGUCCCGCGUUGCAGAAACUUCAGCACCAGAACCUGAAGUGCACAGAUGAAAGUAGUUCGGAGAAGAAAGCUAUAAGUUCACUAGCUGGGACACCUGUGCACUGGCACGCUACUCUUGAAGAGGUACCAUUAGGAGUACCAACAAUAAUCAUAGCUCAUGAGUUCUAUGAUGCUCUUCCAGUUCAUCAGUUUCAGGUUUGUGUGAUUUGCAAUAUAGUCUUCUCAUUUUUCCAGCUUGUGCUUCUCUUUCUGGCUAUUUUCUAUGUUCUGUGUAUGUUGCUUUCAAAGCAGUUCAUCUUGAAGAAACAACAUGAAGCUAUCCAGAAGCAACAAGGUCAGUCUUACGCACCUAUUGAGGAGACGGAUGAGAGUCUUCAUGUAGCGACAAGCGGAGGAUCACAUGGGCACGGGGAGUUUGAAUUCGGCGAGAUCUUUGUGCAUCAGUUUUUUCACACCAUAGAAUUUUUUGCUUAGAUCUGUUUCCAACACCUCUUCUUACCUGCGUAUAUGGGCUCUCAGAUAUCUAUCUAAUCAUGGAGUAGUAGGAAGCUACUAUAUAUAUUACUCAUGGCUUAACUAUAUCAAUCAUCCUUUGUGUGUAUUGCAGUCUUGCACACUCGGAGAUAUCGUCAGUCUUCUAUGAGACUAUGAGAAGGUCGUCCUUCUCGCUUGGGGUACAACAAUGUGUUGAUCCUGAUCGUUGGGAUCAUUGUUUUCAUAUUGUGGGAUUGCUGCUGGUGAUAGAGACACUGAGCACGUUCCUUCGCGCACUGCGUCUCCACUUGGUGGAGUUUCAGAACAAAUUCUACGCUCAUUUCUCUUUCGUUCUCACCGGAAACGAAGACGAUUGAUAGGGAUGAAUGAUUGUUCCAUUCCCCUCCCAUUCUCUGCAAAAUUUGCAUAUAUAAAAAAGGAACGAGACAAACCAAGUUUUAUUUAUUUUCUGCGAAUAUAUUUUUCCCCUUCCAUAUUCAGGGUGGGCGGAAUUAAAUAUGUUUAUUUUGUUUGCCUGUCUGGAGAUUAGAUUUUUUUAAACAACAGUGGAGAAGGGGCUAAUGGAAUUUGUACGAGGCACAAUCCUUUUUGCGAGAGUGAAUCCUUUUUGAUGAGGUCCUAUAACAAAUUAAGGUGAGAGCCUGAGAGAGUUUGACAUAUUAACUUUGCUUAGGGCUUUUUUUUUUUCAUCUAUUUUAGGAGUUGAAUAAUAUUUUGACAGACUUGAGUGUGCCAGUCUUUACUUAUGAGAUAUUAUGUGUGUUGAGCCAAAUAAAAUGUGUUUUGGUUCUUUACACGUGAUUGAAUAUUUCUCUUUUUUUUUU